AUGACACGAGCAUUGCUUCCAGCUCUUAGCAGCCCCCCGCUGUCGGCCAAGAGGGUCUCGAUAACAGCGGUGACGCCGAUGAGAUGGGAGUAUUAUGUAGAAAUUGGGUUUGACGUUUCGGACCUCACCAUCACUCACUUCGCUGUAAGCAAAUGGCACCACGCCCUGGACCGGCGUCGAACACAGAGCGAGGAGGACAAGGUUCAUCUCCCGGAGCUCCUCAUACGGCGCGCCCUCAAGAGGAACCUGGAACCCUUGGGAAUCAAAUUCGACAUACAACAGCUAAGCACUAUCUUCUAUGUCGCCUUGAAUUUCUACUUUGACGAAUUCGUUAAGCUUUUAUGCGACGAGACAGGAGGCUAA
This is a messenger RNA of Durotheca rogersii, 363 nucleotides long. RefSeq lists its product as uncharacterized. Bases 1 to 363 code for a protein of 120 amino acids. NCBI's taxonomy places the organism in Eukaryota, Fungi, Ascomycota, Sordariomycetes, Xylariales, Xylariaceae. The record is from RefSeq and is a predicted model, not a curated record. The transcript has 2 exons.